Messenger RNA from Nanorana parkeri, 1543 nucleotides. RefSeq names its product ring finger protein 217 (gene RNF217). The transcript has 6 exons. Gene Ontology annotation, molecular function: ubiquitin protein ligase activity; zinc ion binding; ubiquitin conjugating enzyme binding. Gene Ontology annotation, cellular component: ubiquitin ligase complex; cytoplasm. The record is from RefSeq and is a predicted model, not a curated record. The coding region runs from base 31 to 1131 and encodes 366 amino acids. Lineage: Eukaryota; Metazoa; Chordata; Amphibia; Anura; Dicroglossidae. Gene Ontology annotation, biological process: ubiquitin-dependent protein catabolic process; protein polyubiquitination; positive regulation of proteasomal ubiquitin-dependent protein catabolic process.
UCGGCACCGGGCAGGUUUACAAGAGAGGUGAUGGUGGGCAGCUCGGUCGGGCACAAGCCCAAGAAGAGAUGUAGCGUUCUUUGCACUGUAUACUGCGUGGAGAGUGACUUGUCUGGGGAGAUCCCCCCUCUUUUCACACAACAGGAGUCCCGCAGAUUGUCUGAUACCCCUUCCCGGAGCUCUCUACACCGGCCCAAUGCUGAACUAGCCCUCAGUCCUGCCAGCCUGGAGCUGUCCCCCUUCCUGAUCAGCAGCCUGGGAGAUGCCAACCACAAGGUGGUGAUGAGCUGCCGGGUGUGCUUAGAGGACAAGUCCAUCAAACCUCUUCCCUGCUGCAAGAAAGGGGUUUGUGAAGAGUGUCUCAAGAGGUAUUUGAGCUCUCAGGUGCAACUUGGACAAGUGGAGAUUAAAUGCCCCAUAACCGAGUGCAAUAAACAUCUGGAUGAAUCCACUAUCUUAUACAGCCUGCCACAUGAUGAUAUCAUCAAGUACAAGUACUUCCUGGAACUUAGCCGCAUUGACUCCAGCACCAAGCCCUGCCCGCAGUGCAAGCACUUUACGGCCUUUAAAAGGAAGAGUCACAUUCCAACUCCGACCAAUUCUGAGAGCAGGUUCAAAGUUCAGUGCUCAUCUUGCCAAUUUGUAUGGUGUUUUAAGUGCCAUUCUCCCUGGCAUGAAGGCGUUAAUUGUAGAGAGUACAAGAAAGGGGACAAGCUAUUACGUCACUGGGCCAAUGAGAUUGAACAUGGGCAAAGAAAUGCCCAGAAAUGUCCUCGGUGUAAGGUCCACAUUCAGAGAACAGAAGGCUGUGAUCAUAUGACCUGUUCCCAGUGUAACACUAAUUUCUGCUACCGCUGUGGGGAGAGAUAUCGUCAGUUGCGCUUCUUUGGUGAUCACACGUCAAACCUCAGUGUAUUUGGAUGCAAAUACCGCUACCUCCCCGAGAGACCGCACCUAAGGAGAUUAGUGCGAGGCUCUGUUUGUGCCGGCAAGUUACUCAUUGCACCCCUGCUCCUCGUUCUAGGUUUGGCUUUGGGAGCCAUUGCAGUUGUAAUAGGGUUAUUUGGAUUGCCCAUCUACUGCCUUUGUAAAAAGAAACGGAAAAGGACACGGACGGGUAUGCCGUGGUAAGGAUAGGGGACCGCCUAAAGCUUGAAACAGUCCUGCGGGGGGUAAUACUGUGUACUGGAGAGCUAUAUCAUCAAUAAGACACGGAAUCGUAGAAGAUGGACUGUAGAGCACAGUACCAUUUGAUGCUUUGCUUUCCGUACCACCCCAAAGGCAGACCAUAAAGCCACCUCUUCAUGGUGCACUCCCAGCUGGAUAUGCCCAGAAUUGCUGCUUCUUUUUUAUUUGUAAUAUUUGUAUGUUUAUUUUGGAACAUUAUUUGAAUUGCUAUUCCCUUCCUAAAAGUGUAGGCUAAAGACUAGAUUCCCAUUGGUUAGACAAUCAAAUGAGUACUCUAAUUGGAACAUGAAGACUUGACAAACCAGUCUCUCCUGCUAAAACCUUUGUCAAAGAACCGACCUAUGUAAGGAAAACU